GUGUACCUAAUGUAGUGUCCGGUCCGAGACUUGUUUGUUUUUCCAACAGAUCACGCUGCCAUGAUGAGUUCAGGGGUCAAAGUCGGGCGCGGGAGAGUCCAGCACUCCGCCCAUUUCCAAGCGCCGCUGUGAGCGAACGACAGCACAAAAACACAAGUCUCUCCCUUCGUCUUGAGUGCAAAGCUGGUAAGAAAGCGUCGACGGUUCUUCUUGUCGCGUCAUUUUCACUUGCACUAUUUGAAGCCACAAAAGAAAGCCAAGUUGACUCAAGUUUGCUACGUUCACUUGCAGUCUCUACCGUUGGAGAUUCCAGCAGCCUUAUUCGGGAGUUUUUUUUUUAAAUUGUUUGAAGCGAUUUGCCUCUGAAGCUUGCUACUGACGUUUGCAAAGGCUUCAGCAUGCCUCGUCGUGUGGCUGUGAUUGGAGGAGGAAGCUCUGGCCUGGCCUGCAUCAAGUGUUGCCUGGAUGAAGGUCUUGAGCCCGUCUGUUUCGAGAGCAGCGAUGACAUCGGGGGACUGUGGAGAUUCAAGGAGAACCCCGAGCCGGACCGGGCCAGCAUCUACCACUCCGUCAUCAUCAAUACUUCCAAGGAGAUGAUGUGCUUCAGCGACUUCCCCAUCCCGGCCCACUUCCCCAACUACAUGCACAACACGCUCAUCAUGGAUUAUUUCCGCAUGUACGCUGACCAUUUCAACCUUCGCAAGCACAUACGCUUCAACACCAAAGUCUUACGGGUGAAGCAAAGGCCUGAUUUUUCCCGUUCUGGCCAAUGGGACGUGGAGACGGAGAACCAGGAAGGCAAAAAAAGUAAACACAUCUUUGAUGCUGUGAUGGUGUGCAUUGGACACCAUUGUCAUCCCAACCUGCCUCUCCAGGAUUUCCCAGGCUUGGAUACGUUCCCGGGAAAAUACUUCCACAGUCGUGACUAUAAGACGCCCGAGGAAUGGCGGAACAAGAAGGUGGUAGUGGUUGGCAUCGGGAACUCGGGAGGCGACAUAGCUGUGGAGCUCAGCAGGGUCACCAAGCAGCUUUACUUGAGCACCCGGAGGGGAGCUUGGGUUCUGAAUAGAGUCGGGCACAACGGCGUGCCCCUGGAUUUGGCCAUCAACAGGGCGAUUUUGCUGAUCCGGAAGCUGCUUCCCUUUGGACUGGCCUGCAGCCUAGGAGAGAACCGACUCAACCAGAGGUUUAAUCACAGCCUGUACAGCUUAAAGCCCAAGCACAGGCUGUUCAGCCAGCAUCCCACCGUGAACGACGAGCUCCCCAACCGCAUCCUGUCGGGGACGGUGCAAGUGAAGCCCAACAUUUGCCGAUUUGAAGGCUCCACGGUGGAGUUUGACGACGGCAGCGUGGUGGAGGACGUUGACCUGGUGGUUUUUGCCACCGGCUACAAGUUUUCUUUCCCCUUCCUGGCCCCGCACGUGACCACCGUGUCGGACAACAAGGCGGCUUUAUACAAGUACGUGUUCCCCCCGGAGCUGGAGCGCCAUACCUUGGCCGUCAUUGGACUGGUGCAGCCACUGGGGGCCAUCAUGCCCAUCUCUGAGAUGCAGGCCAGGUGGGCCACCAGGGUCUUCAAAGGUUGCAUCAAGCUCCCUCUAGUGGCUGACAUGCUGGAUGACAUCAAAUAUAAGCAGGAAACCAUGGCUGACAGGUACGUGUGCAGUCAAAGACACACCAUCCAAGUGGACUAUUCGAGCUACAUGGAUGAAAUAGCCGCACUGGUGGGCGUGUGGCCCAAUAUCUCUCGACUGAUGCUGACCGACCCGAAGCUUGGCCUCAGCUUGCUCUUCGGCCCCAUCAGCCCGUUACAGUACCGUCUACGAGGGCCUGGCAAAUGGACCGGAGCCCGUCAGGCUAUACUGACACAGUGGGAUCGGGUAGUCAAGCCCAUGCAGACCCGACCGAGCGACCAACCCAAAUCCCAAAGCUCUCUGAAGUGGCCUCUCGUUGUGUUGUCGGCCAUGGGCCUGGCCGUGUAUGUGAAUAGAAGCAACCUGGCUGCUUUACUGCAAGACCCUGCUGAGUUUAUGGACUGGGUCAAGGUGCACCUGCCCACACUGGGCCACUGAAAUGAAUAUGCAUGAUGACACACAUUUAAAUCAUAAAAUUAAUGCACCAGGUAAAAUAGUAGAUCAUGUUUCGAUAAGACCUGUUUUAGUGUAGUAAAAUCAUAUCUACUGUGUUCUUUAUGAGAUUAUGCACGUGCAUAUGUUGAUGUUAUGACCACUAAUUUAUAUAAUUGCACCACAGGAGGGAACCAAUGUGCACCAGGAUUCACCAAAUAUAAUUGUGAAAAGGCAGCUAAUUAUAAUCAUCUGAAUUCCAGGUUACAAUGGGAAUAAAGUCAUAAAAUAAAUCUUAUCGCUCUUAA
Syngnathus acus (greater pipefish) is the source of this 2374-nucleotide messenger RNA. Its product is annotated as flavin-containing monooxygenase 5-like. Bases 399 to 2072 code for a protein of 557 amino acids. The record is from RefSeq and is a predicted model, not a curated record. NCBI's taxonomy places the organism in Eukaryota, Metazoa, Chordata, Actinopteri, Syngnathiformes, Syngnathidae. Gene Ontology annotation, molecular function: NADP binding; flavin adenine dinucleotide binding; N,N-dimethylaniline monooxygenase activity. The transcript has 10 exons.